This is a messenger RNA of Dendronephthya gigantea, 754 nucleotides long. RefSeq lists its product as uncharacterized. The transcript has 3 exons. The coding region runs from base 86 to 496 and encodes 136 amino acids. Lineage: Eukaryota; Metazoa; Cnidaria; Anthozoa; Malacalcyonacea; Nephtheidae. The record is from RefSeq and is a predicted model, not a curated record.
CAAACAUUUUGCUAUGGCAACCAUCAAAAUGUUGUAAAAUACAACAGGGUUAGUUUACCUACAAAUUAUUACUGCACAAAAUAUCAUGGUUUUUGGCGCAAAAGCGGUGGUAAAUACAGAAAACUUCGUUGGUCAUGAUCAAAUCUGGAAAGAUCAUGUCACAAACGAAGCGACAGCGGCCAAGCAAUGGCCGGUUCAUUGGGGAUUUUUGAUCAGUCAGUACAAAAAGUUAUGUAACGAAGAUGACGGCGUACCUCAAGGAGCGGCUUCCGUUCGCGUCAAGGAAAGGCGAGAGAAAUUGAAACUUCCUCCAAUCGACAACGUGAAACAGCUUGGUGUGGGCGCCUCGACCAGAUCAUUUCCAAAAACCAGCAGCGGUGAGAUAGGUUGGCGAUCAACACAGCCUCAAUGCAGACUGGAAAGAUACGGCCGUUAUACGAAACCAGUUCAAGGAGUGUUGAAGUCUCUCAACUGGCCUCCUGAAUCUGUUGACUGAAGCAAAAUAUUGAUGUAUGAAAUUAGUUUACUUGAAUCACAGUCGAUGGAGGACGUGGUUUGAAGACAAUACAACUCCUUAAGCUUCCAUAGUUUCCAUUUAAUCGUAAUUGUCGCGAACAAGCCAUUUUCACCGAUGAGAAAUAGUUCGGAUGUAAAUUUGGUGUUUAUUUCUAUAUUUGAAUUGGUCAUUGCUGAGUGCACACAUCAGUGGCACACACAGAGAUUUAUUCUAUCACAUCAGCUAGCUUGACAUGUU